GGGUUUAAUUUGGGCAGGUCUAAGGCCAUAGCCAUACGGCAGGGCAGGGUUUAGGGGAAGUAUAUAAGAGAGACAAAAACAAAGAAACCUCGUUAUCCAUAGAGAGAGAGAGAGAGACUGUAUGCUCCAAUAGCAAUUACGGAACCAGAAGAGGAAGAAGAAGAAGAAGAAGCAGAAAUCGAAUUGGGGAAGUCGAAAUCUCGCAUGGAACAAGGAAAACAGGGAGCUAUGGUGGAGAAGAUGGUGCCUCCUCAGAACCCUAUUGAGGAAUUCCAGGCUCGCUUCAAGGAGCUGCAGGCUGGCGUCAGGGGGUGGCUGGCCAAGCAAUCUCUGCCCGUCGAGGCCGCCGUCGUCACACUCACCAGCGGUGCUCAGGGCGCCGCCAUCGGCGCCUUCAUGGGUACCCUCACCAACGAUGUUUCUUCCUCUCUUCCCACUCCUCCUCCUCAGGCCGGCCUCAACCCCCAAGCCAUGGCCUCUUUCAAGCAAGCUCAGGCCCUUGCAGGUGGUCCGUUGGUCCAAGCUCGCAACUUUGCUGUUAUGACUGGUGUCAAUGCCGGCAUAUCCUGUGUCAUGAAAAGAGUGAGAGGCAAGGAGGAUGUCCAGUCUAGCAUGGUGGCUGCUUUUGGUUCCGGAGCCCUGUUUUCACUUGUGAGCGGCAUGGGUGGCCCCAAUCAAGCAGCAAAUGCGGUUACUUCUGGACUCUUCUUUGCACUUGUUCAAGGUGGACUUUUCAAGUUGGGGCAAAAAUUUUCUCAACCACCUACCGAAGAUAUCUACUAUUCUAAAACAAGAAGCAUGUUGAGCAACCUCGGCCUCCAGAGUUACGAGAAGAAUUUCAAGAAAGGCCUAUUAUCCGACAACACUUUACCUCUGCUCAACGAUAGUGCUCUUAGAGACGUGAAAAUCCCUCCCGGACCCAGGCUUCUCAUUCUCGAUCACAUUCAGAGGGACCCGGAGAUAAAAGAGAGGCGAGGAUAGAAUAGUUGAACUGCGUAUUGUCGAUUUAGUCUGCUUUGCCAUCCUAAAGAAGAGCCCUUCUAUCUGCAGAUCAGAACCCAAGACUGUGAAGGGAGAUCUGUUUUGAGUUGAGAUAAUGUGCUGCCGACUGUGCCCUUAACUAUUCAACGGCUACAAUUUGCUUAGAUUAAAAGUUAGCUGAUUGCAUAAUCUUUCUAUUUACAACGGUACCGCUAUGAAGACAUGCACAGGUUGGUUUUUAAUUAACUUAAACAACGACCAAAUAUUAUGAAGAGAAAGCAAGAAUCGGAAUUUCUUAAAUUUGAUUGU
Molecule: messenger RNA, 1290 nt
Organism: Malus domestica (apple)
Lineage: Eukaryota; Viridiplantae; Streptophyta; Magnoliopsida; Rosales; Rosaceae
Product: chloroplastic import inner membrane translocase subunit HP30-2-like
Biological process (GO): protein targeting to chloroplast; protein insertion into mitochondrial inner membrane
Cellular component (GO): TIM22 mitochondrial import inner membrane insertion complex; chloroplast inner membrane
Molecular function (GO): transmembrane protein transporter activity; protein binding
Source: RefSeq, a predicted model, not a curated record